This is a messenger RNA of Eriocheir sinensis (Chinese mitten crab), 4043 nucleotides long. RefSeq names its product translocation protein SEC63 homolog (gene Sec63). The transcript has 14 exons. Gene Ontology annotation, biological process: post-translational protein targeting to endoplasmic reticulum membrane; SRP-dependent cotranslational protein targeting to membrane. Gene Ontology annotation, cellular component: Sec62/Sec63 complex. NCBI's taxonomy places the organism in Eukaryota, Metazoa, Arthropoda, Malacostraca, Decapoda, Varunidae. Gene Ontology annotation, molecular function: transmembrane protein transporter activity; RNA binding. The record is from RefSeq and is a predicted model, not a curated record. The coding region runs from base 40 to 2352 and encodes 770 amino acids.
CGAUAGGCUCUCGCUUGACCGCCACAGUGAGUUGUCAACAUGGCCGGGCAGAAGUUCGAGUACGAUGAGUCUGGGUCCACAUUUUUCUACUUCCUGACGAGCUUCCUGGGGCUGGUGCUUUUGCCGUGCACGUUUUACUUCUGGCCGGACGGGGCGAAGGAAGAGGAGAAAGACAGAGAUUUCUGUGAAGUAUUCCAGAGAAAACAGUCAAAACUCAAAAAGCCAGAAAAAUGGAAAGGUCUUCGCAAAACUACACAACGAAUGCUGAUCAUCAUUGGCUGGGUGCUGAUGGCCAUCCUGGUGUACAAGCUCCAGCAGUUCGACUACGAGUAUGCCAACUUCGACCCUUAUGACAUCCUGGGGGUCAGCAUGAGUUCCUCGUUAGCAGACAUCAAGAAGGCGUACCGCAAGCAGUCCCUCAUUUACCAUCCCGACAAGCCCACGGGAAAUGAGCGCAAGUUCAUGAGGCUCAACAAGGCCUACAGAGCACUGACAGAUGAGGACGCCAAGAGAAACUUUGACCGCUAUGGGCAUCCGGACGGUCCCGGGGCCAUGCACUUUGGUAUCGCUCUUCCCUCCUGGAUCGUCGAGAAGGAGAACUCGCUGUGGGUGCUGGGACUGUACGGACUCGUCUUCAUGAUCGCGCUGCCUACUGUCGUCGCCAUCUGGUGGUACCGCUCGUCGAAAUUCUCCAACGAUCAAGUGCUGCUGGACACGACGCAGCUCUACUACUACUUCUUCCACAAGACGCCGCACAUGGUGUUCAAGCGUGCCCUGAUGGUGCUGGCCGCCUCACUCGAGUUUGAGAAGGGACACAACCCGGAGAUCGUGGAGCGACCGACCGACAACAUAGAACUGCCGCAGCUCAUCAAACAGCUCCCCAACCUCGGCGAAAAGAACAAGGAACGGCCUCUGUGCUUCGCCUAUUCCAUGAAGGCGCGCUCCCUCCUCCACGCACACCUCUCCCGCAUGAGGCUCCCAGACGACACGCUGGACCAGGACAGACUCUACAUUGUCAAGUGCUGCCCCAUUCUGAUCCAGGAGAUGGUGACAUGCGUGGCUCAGCUCAUCAUGCUUGCCCACGCCGGCCGCAUCUCCCGCCUCCCCUCCCUGGACACCAUCGAGGCCUGCAUGAAGCUCUCGCCCCACAUCGUCCAGGCGCUCUGGGACUCCAAGAACCCUCUCCUGCAGCUGCCCCACGUCACGGAGGACUCGCUGAGGCACUUCGUCAGCAAGCGUCGGCCAGUCAAGACCAUCGAGCAGCUCCUUGCCUUGCCUGCGACCGAGAGACACCACGUCCUGCGCUCCCUGGCUGAGGAGGAAUUCAAUGAUGUCAUGAUCGUGUGUAGCAGGAUGCCCAAGAUCGAGAUGGAGGUGAACUAUGAAGUGGUGGAUGACGACGAUAGUGGAGUCUUCACCGCGGGGGCCAUCGUCACCGUCACCGUCAACCUCCGGCGCCGCACCAUGGGGGAGGUGUACGAACAGAGCCUGCAGGAGGGUGAGCAGACCAGGGUGGAGGGUGUGCAGGAGAAGGAAGAGGAGCCUGGUGCUGUUGUUGCUGCCAAAAAGUCUGGAUGGAAGCCCAAGACCCAGCCCAAGAAGGGAGGCAAAUCCAAGGCCAAGGCUCAGCCCCAGAAGAAGAAGCAGCAGCAACAGCAGCAACAACCACAACCACAGCCGCCCACCAAGAAAGAAGAAGAGGGUCAAGAGAAGAGUAAGAAACAUAAUCAUAAAAUUGCAGGUAGCGGGCAGCAGGUGGAGCGGGUGGAGAACGUGGUGGAGGAGAAGGGCGAGCAGACGGAUGAGGAUGAGUCUGCCUCACAUUCGGAUGAGUCACAGGCAGAGGAGGCGGAUACGGAGUCCCACAAGGAAGAGAAGCAGGCGAAUGCUCUGGAUGACGAUGCAGAGUGGGAGCGGUUCCAGAAGGGCCUCACCAAGCGGGAGAAGGCCCUGGAGGGGAAGUCCAAGCUCUCCCACACGGUCCACUGCCCCUUCUUCCCUGAGGACAAGCAGGAGUACUGGUGGACUUACGUGUGUGACAGGAAGAAGCACUUGCUCAUCACAGCGCCAUACCAGAUUACCAACCUCGUGGACAUGGAGGAGGUGCAGCUCAAGUUCACGGCUCCUCAGCGACCAGGAAUCUACACGUACCAGGUCUGCCUUCGCUCCGACUCCUACCUCGGCCUGGACCAGACUCAGGACAUCAAGCUGGACGUGAAGGAGGCCCGGGAGAUCCCCACGGAGCAUCCUCAGUGGGAGUCGUCGAGCGAUGAGGAGGAGGAGGACGAGAAUGAGGUGGCCAGGGACGAGGGUGAAGAGUCUGAGUACACGACGGAUGAGGAGAGCGCCUAAGAGUGAUGCUGAGAAUUGGCACUCGUGAAAUCAGGACCUAUCGUGCCAUCUAUGAUCCAACUCGUCUCUUCAGUAUUGUUAUUACACUUAUAGUUCGGUCUGAGCUUCUUCCAAGGGCAUGAUGGGUUGUCUGAAAGCUCUGGGCAUUUUCUUAUAUUUAAUUAUUAGCUUUUUUUUCAUUUUUCACUGUCGUUAUAUUUAUUGUCACUAUCUGGCAUUCCAUUGUUAUUUGGUGCACGUGCAAUGGUUCUUAUUUAUUGUGCUAGUGGGAGAAAGAGAAAGAGAGUGAAAGAGAGUGAGAGAGAGAGAGAGGGAGGGUGAAAAGAAGAGAGAGUAUGGUUCAGUUUUUUGGGGGGGUUUGUCUUAGUGGACUGCAACACUUUUAAUUAAUCUGCAAGACGAGAGAGAAAUUGUUAUCCUUGUUUGCAAAGUUUAUUGACAGCAUUGUAUCAUUGACACUUAGAGCAACCCACUUAUCUGCCUCUUGCUGUUGUUUUGUAUGCAUUCAUUACUGUUGUUUAUCUUUUUAUAGAAUGACAGUCAGCCAGUCAGGAGAAUAGGACAUGAGCUGAUGGGACAAAAAGUUAAUUAAUGGUAAAAGUUUAUUGUUUAUCUAAUGCAUGGCUAAGAAACUCACUCAUUUAUAUUUUUGCUGCAUAAGUGAGUCAUUAUUUUCUUUUAUUUUUUCUUAUAAACAUGAUUUCUGCAUUCUAUUUAAUUAUUUUCUUUAUUUGUCUAAUUUUUAGUAUCCAUGUCUUUUGGCGAUCUAUAUUUUCCUUAUUUUCCAUUUUAUUUUUUAUCUAUUUUUUACUAUUUGUGUCUUUUGGGCUUCUAUAUUUUCUCUUCUUCAUUUUAUUUAUUCAUUUAUUUGAUUUUUUCCUGUCUUCCAUGUCUUUGUGCCCUCAAUGCAACAAGUAUAUUUUUUUGCACAACGUUUCAACAUGCCAACGUUCUCGGUCUCCGACAUCGUUAACAUUACGUACCGACUAACUAACUAACUAUGUACUGUCAGCGUGCAGACUAAAACAAAACAAGAACAGAACCGCCACAUCACCUCUGUCUGCAUAUCUUCCUGCUCCUUUCAUCCAGUUUACUUACACUCUCAAAAACAGGAAUUCUAAUGUCUUUUCCCUUCCUAUUUCACAUUUUGGAUGGAUAGAAAAAAUGACAGAGUAAUGAGUGUUGGUGGGCUGAGCGCAUGCAGAACCCCACCAAGGAAAAUGGGGUCGGGAAAUGGGAUAUGGGAUAUGGGGGGGGUUUAAGGUAAAGUAAUGGGGAGGUAUGGAGGGGGAGAGUGGGUAAGGGAAUACUCAGCCAUUUCUAAAACAUCGUCAUAUGAGUCGUAAUGUGUCCCAGCAAUCCUCUAAGUGUUAAUCGUGUCUGAAGAUAUUUUUAGACCUCCAGAAAAUGAAAUAAAUGAGAAUCUUCAGUCGUGUUAGCUUUGAAUGUGUAUAUCUUUUUCUCAGAUGAUGUGUGUGUGUGUGUGUGUGUGUGUGUGUGUGUGUGUGUGUGUGUGUGUGUGUGUGUGUGUGUGUGUGUGUGUGUGUGUGUCGUUACUUAGGUAUAUCUCCGUUCUCUCGUAAACUUGUAACUUCCCAGGUGUCACUGAAUGUUUGUGGAGAUCAGAUCAAACUGACAGUGUAAGCACAAAGAAUUAUUUUGUUUAUGAAUAAAGUUUAGCUAAUACUGCA